GAAGAGGAGGGGACAGGGAGGCAGAGAAAGAGGAAGGUAGAAUCACAAGAUAAAAAGGAAAGAGCACCAUUCAGAUGGCAACAUAUACUGGAUUUUAAAAUAUAAUAAACUAUAGCAAAUCCGCAUUUAUUCAGUAGCUGAAGCUUCUGUCAGUGGACGUAUUUUUAUUGUUUAUAUUUUACUAAUGCGGGAAUCGUGCUAUUUUUGGUGGCAGUUGCCACGAUAAUGGGAAUAAAAAUGACCAGCGAUUAGUAAUUGUUCCACAAACAAAACUCUCCGUUAAAAAAUAACCGUGACGAACGGAUUGGAAACGAAAAACAGGUUGGAGAGCAGCGAACUAUGCACUUAUGAUGAUUUCUGCAAAGAAAACUCCUGAAAAGAGCCGUUAUCCUCUUCACUACCUGGUCUGGCACAACAAACACCGGCAGUUGGAGAAGGAGCUGUCAGCCAGCGAGCAGGUGGAGGUAGAGGCGCCGGACCCCAGGGGACGCACCCCUCUGCACCUGGCUGUCACCCUGGGACACCUGGAAUGCGCCCAAGUGCUGCUGCAGCAUGGCGCCAACGUCAGCAAGGAAAACAGCAACGGCUGGACAGUGCUCCAGGAAGCGAUAUGCACCAGGGAUCCAGAGCUGGUACGCCUCGUGCUACGUUACCGUGACCACCAGCGAGCUGUGAAGCGAUUGGCUGGCAUCCCUCUGCUGCUGGACAGGCUGCGCCAGGCUCAGGAUUUCUAUGUGGAGAUGAAAUGGGAGUUCACCAGCUGGGUGCCCCUGGUCUCCCGGAUCUGUCCCAGUGACACCUACCGCGUGUGGAAAAGCGGCCAAUGCCUGCGUGUGGACACCACACUCAUGGGCUUUGAUCACAUGACCUGGCAGAGAGGAAACCGCAGCUUCAUUUUCCGGGGUCAAGACUCCAGUGCUGUGGUGAUGGAGGUGGACCAUGACAGGCAGCUGGUCUUCUGCGAGACACUCCGCAUGUCCUCUGUGUCGUCGCCCCAGUCCUCGCCGCCCACCGGGUCCCAGCGUGGCAGUAACGACCUUGGCCUCCAGGGGGUGCCGGAGCCCACCGAGGAACAGGUGGCAGCUCGGCUCUCCGCACCCGUCGUCACGACACAGCUGGACACCAGGAACGUGUCCUUUGAGAGGAAUAAGACGGGGAUACUGGGCUGGCGCAGUGAGAAAACUGAAAUUGUGAACGGCUAUGAAACCAAGGUGUACGGGGCCUCCAAUGUGGAGCUGAUCACCCGAACCAGGACAGACCAUCUUGCAGAGCCUCACAAAGCUAAACCCAGGAGCAGCAAGACUCCCCUCCAGUCGUUCCUGGGCAUCGCUGAGCAGCACGUAGGCUCCAACAACGGGACCCUGGUGACUCAGAUGUCCAGCCACCCCAGCAACCCCAUGGCCCUCACAGCGGAGGAGUACUUCAACCCGGGACUGGCCCUUGGUCCCCGUGACAUCAGCCCCCCCUGCCAGCUCACCACAAAGACGCAGAGGUUCAAGGCCAAGCUGUGGCUGUGUGAGUCCCACCCACUGUCCCUGGCAGAGCAGGUCGCUCCCAUCAUCGACCUCAUGGCUAUCUCCAACGCCCUUUUCGCUAAGCUGAGGGAGUUCAUCACGCUUCGCCUCCCGCCUGGCUUCCCCAUCAAGAUCGAGAUUCCCAUCUACCAUAUCCUGAAUGCACGCAUUACUUUCGGCAACCUGAAUGGCUGUGAGGAGGGCGGGGGUCCCGGUGGUGUGGAGGGGGAGGGCAGCGGUCAGAGGGACAGGACAGACACCCCCUCACCCAGCAGCGACUCCUCCAGCGUCUCCAGCUCUAGCUCCACGGCGUCCUGCCGCGCAGGCGAGAUUCCGCCAUGUGUGUUUGACGCCCCACGGGGCUACAGCAUGCUGGGCAGCAACCAACGUGAUGAAGAGGAGGAAGAGGAUGACCUCUUGCAAUUCGCCAUCCAGCAGAGCCUGCUAGAGGCAGGGUCUGAGUACGACCAGGUGACCAUCUGGGAGGCUCUGACCAACAGCAAGCCCGGGACGCACCCCCUGUCAUGUGACCCAAUACGCAGCGAAAGGACCCCACAGCACAAGCCCCGCCCCAUGGCCAGCCCCCACAGCACACUGACCAAUAAGCCGCCCCGCAGCUACGAUGAGCAGCUGCGGCUGGCCAUGGAGCUUUCGGCCCGCGAGCAGGAGGAGGCAGAGCACUGCCGGCGGCAGGAGGAGGAGGAGCUUCAGCGUAUCAUCCAGCUGUCGCUCAUGGAGAAGUGAGGCGUGAUGAAGCGGGACCGAGAUGGGAUGGGCGGAGGAGGAGGAGGAGGAGGUGACAGAAGAGAUUCUUCCAAUAAUUGUAGAAGCCAUUGGCUGAAUGCCUGACUCUUUUACCCCAACUGCCUUCCCAUCCCCACCAGCCCCCCCCCCCCCGACCCAGGUAUCAGCUCAGCAGGAUGACCAAUGCCAGCAAACUUACCCCCAGAUUCACACUCACAUACACCUCGCCCCCCCCACACACUGCACCCGCCAAACAAGUUUACAACAAAAACCUCUUUAUGUACUUUCCCAAAUGACCACCAGGGCGGUGCUAGCUGUACAAGAGUGUGUGUGUAUGUGUGUGUGUGAGCUGGUGGGUAUGAAACAAAGCUGCUCUGCACAUACAGGCCUAACAAGCAGGCAACGUUAAUGGCACACAGAUAAUAUCUGUCACCGAUUGGUUCUCACUAACGGGGUAGCUAUGGGAGGGACGGUAAUGCCCUCUCUCACUUUGUUUUUUAAUAGGUCGGUUACUGACGUUUUCAUUUGCACAGAACUUAAUAGCACUGUAACGAGAUCGUACUCGUAUAGCUGUUAUGAUUGUUACGCGAAUGAAUACUUGGUGGAUUUGGCUUCUUCGUAAACACUGGCAGUCGUAUUGGCAGAGAAUAUUACUGAAAAAUGGCAGCAGUGUCAAAUAUCCCAUAAUUCCCUGUGCGUCCCAAGCAGACUUUGGCCAAUAAUCUGUCGGCUUACAUUUGACCUAAUUCAUUUCACAGCAACACACAGUAAACCCCACAUGUUCAAACACAUCUUGCACAUUUGUGGGAAAUUAAACAGAUAUAUAGGUAAAAUAAAAAGGCUCAGGAGUGGUCUGCUCUUGAACCUUUGAACAAACCUGACGAGGUCGUAGCUGCCAGGUGGGUGUGCACAGGCCUUACACUGGUCUGAGGCAGUUCUCCUAUCCAGUGCGUCCCACAGACAUAGUUAUACAAAUCAAACAAUGAACAAUGGCAACAUGACGGUGGCUACAUUCGUAUGACAUCACGACACAGAGCACACUACCACAUGGGGGGCUUGAAAUUUUGUUUUCUGGAUGGGCUGGGGGUGGAGUCAAAAUGGCUACUGGAAGCUACACAAUGAAAUUUUAAUGAGCCAAAUGAACGAAGAGACCGUGUGUCAUCAGCUCGGGUGGAUCCAAGGCCAUCAAGGGGGCCCAGCCUCCAUAGCGGUGUCACGAUGAUCCGGGCCUCACGGAAAAUUCCAGAAACUAAUCAGCAAUUACUCACUACCAUUGUCUGUCGGUCUGUUUAUGUUCUUUCUUAAAGUGUGUUUGAACCAGUUACUUUUUUUAAAUAAAAUUUCUUUCCACAGAAAAUAAUAGUGUUGAAAACACUGCAGUUUUGGAUGCCGUGCGGACGUGUUAGAAAGUGAAAUAAACUAAUAAACUGGCAGUAAAAAUGA
Molecule: messenger RNA, 3701 nt
Organism: Paramormyrops kingsleyae
Lineage: Eukaryota; Metazoa; Chordata; Actinopteri; Osteoglossiformes; Mormyridae
Gene: ankrd13b
Product: ankyrin repeat domain 13B
Cellular component (GO): cytoplasm
Molecular function (GO): protein binding
Source: RefSeq, a predicted model, not a curated record